AUUGUUAUUUUAGAUUGAGGAAGACGAUUUGUAUGAACCACAAAUGCCUAUUCAACAAAACACUGACCAGAGUUUUAUGAAUAUGUUAAUGCAAGUACAAGAACUACCCCAAAAUGUAUAUCAACAACAGAUGCAAGCUACUCAUGCUCCCAAUCCUGGUCCAACACAAGAGAUGCAAAGUACGCAUGCUCCUAAUCCCGAUCCAACAUUUAUUGAUCCUGAAGUAAUUACUUCUUUGGAAAGAACGAAGGCUAGGCCUCGUGCAAUUCAGGAUUUGGUAGAGCUAUUAUCAAGGUGUGUUGGGGAUAACCAUAGGAUUGAGAUUUCUUCACCAGCGAGGAUGUAUCCCCAUAUGGUUCGAGAUAUUAUUCCAUACGUAGAGUUGUUGCAACUAUUUACUAAUGACUGGCUUGACAUCACCGUCAUACAUUGGUUUGCCAUGUAUUUUUAUGAGUCGCACAAUUCUCGGUGCGCGUUCUUUAAUCCGCACCACAUCAAAGGUGAAUCAUGCACUAAAAAUUCUGAAGGUGUUCAAUCACACAUCAUAGACAUGUUUACGUUCCAUGUUGACAAAAUAUUUUUUGUUGCACCAUAUUUAGCAAAAUGUAAAUGGGUGAAUAACCGUACAGGUGUCAAAGUUGAUAAAUACGGUUUUACUCUUGUAGACCUUAAAAGUGAUGGCUAUGCAUCUGAACCAUUUGUUCUCGCAAAACAUGUCAGACAAGUGUUUUUUGUCAAUGACCCGAGCAACCCAAGAUACCACAUCGUGUUGCAAGGUAAACGACGUAUUAUUGGUGUUGACAAUGUCGGUAAUGAGGAAGAAUACGACCAGUUUGAUGAUCUACCACCAUUUUCAGUCGGUAUUCAACCAGCUAUGUCGAAAAGAGGCAAACGUGGUGUUGCUUCUUUUCAAAAGAAUUAUAAAGAGGAGGAUUAUAAGGUAGAUUUUGACAAAAAUAAUUGUCCGGUGGGUGCAAUGAGUUCCCCAUUUAUGUCAUGGUUUGGGUUGAAAGUUAGACAAACGUUUCCAUAUCAUAUUGAAGGAUUUUGA
Helianthus annuus (common sunflower) is the source of this 1051-nucleotide messenger RNA. RefSeq lists its product as uncharacterized. The transcript is spliced from 5 exons. The coding region runs from base 44 to 1051 and encodes 335 amino acids. The record is from RefSeq and is a predicted model, not a curated record. NCBI's taxonomy places the organism in Eukaryota, Viridiplantae, Streptophyta, Magnoliopsida, Asterales, Asteraceae.